This is a messenger RNA of Cydia pomonella (codling moth), 1566 nucleotides long. RefSeq lists its product as uncharacterized. Gene Ontology annotation, molecular function: K63-linked polyubiquitin modification-dependent protein binding; zinc ion binding; protein kinase C binding. The transcript is spliced from 7 exons. The coding region runs from base 358 to 1251 and encodes 297 amino acids. Lineage: Eukaryota; Metazoa; Arthropoda; Insecta; Lepidoptera; Tortricidae. The record is from RefSeq and is a predicted model, not a curated record. Gene Ontology annotation, biological process: mitophagy; endosome organization; aggrephagy. Gene Ontology annotation, cellular component: amphisome; aggresome.
GGGCUAUUGGUCUGAAAAUAUAAUUUGAUACACCAUUUAAUCCAUGUUUUAAAUAAAAAUUACUUUAUAUAAUAAAAUCACACAUAAUGAACACAGUACCGGCUGAAAGAAUUUUGGUCCUGGUCAUGAAUAAAAAAGUAGUAAGGCGUCAGCGUCACUGUCAAAAAGGUGUCAAACUGUCAAAAGUCAUGCUGUCAAUAUUGGCAUUGGCAUUGGCAGUCAAAUAAACAAAACCUAUUACAGGUAUUACACUUAUUAUUAGUUAUUAUCUUAAAAAAUAAAUAAAUUUGUGUAAUACCUGUAGAUCCUUUAAGAAUAAAUAAUUAAAAACGUCUCUUAUACCUAGUUAAAGUUACAAUGGUGAAUUAUUGCUGUGUACAAGGAUGUGGUCGUAAUAGCAAACAAAACAAACAUUUGAACUAUUAUAGUUUGCCAAAGGAAAAACGACGGCAAGUGCAAUGGCUGCAAGCGGCCGGGCGAACAGACUUGUUAGAGAAGGAUAAGGCGCUGGUUUCACACCGGUUCUGCUCGCGACACUUCCCUCCAUCCUCUAUUAAAAACAAGCAUCUUUGUGACACUGCUGUGCCCUCACUUUGUCUACCAGGGACUACUGGCAAAGAUAGUGAGAUCCAUGAGCACAAAGGCAUUGUAUGUGAUAGCUGUGGGCUGGCCGUCUCCGGGUUCCGGUACAAAUGCGUCUCUUGCGCGGACUACGAUCUGUGCCAGAAAUGCGAGAUGAGGGAGACACACCCUGAUCAUUAUAUGCUGAGGAUGCCCAAGCCUUUGAAAUUUAAACUGGCGGAUGAUCUGAUCGGCAAGUGGCGCGAGUUUUUCUCUGCGAAGCACGCGACGCCCGACUCGGACAGCGACGAUGAGCCCAUCACCAAAUACAGGAACCAUAGCAGCGUCGACCUGUCCGAAGAAGUGAAACGGGCAAUCCGAGCCGAGGUGGCGCGGGUGUCGAAACUGCCGGAGCCGGAGGAGCCCCAGCUCAAGAGGAAAACGGCCAACGAGCGGCGCCCGAUUAAGAGGAUAAGGAUGGACGGCACGAUAGGGUAUGAUGAGGAGGACAGGAGCGUCCCGGAGGUGGUGUUCGCCGACGUCAACGAGGAUGACCAGCUGUUGGAAGUCAAGCACGAAGUCACUAUAGAAGAAUGGAAGAAGAUGGUGCACGUCAAAAUAAGUGAGGACCUGACGGAGCUCAUGAUAGAAGUACCUCAACACAAUGCGGGGCACACGUCGGCGUUAUGAGUAGAUAAUAAAACUAAGCUAUAAGCUGUUUUAGGACUGAAUAUGAUUAACCUUUUGACCAGCUGUGGACGUCAUCAUAGUAUGGCCUAGGACGCCAACGACGGCUACAACCGUCAGCUUCGCCAAUGCAAUAGGGAUUUACGCGUGACUCCAUAAAGUUAAAUUUCGCUUAAAUAAUCGCGAUCGCCCGGCGUCCGGGGCACGGGAUAAUCCUUCGCCGUCUGGCGUUCAAAGGGUUAAGGUAUAGUUUUAAAUGUAAAAUGUGUACCUAAAUAUAUACUAAGUGGUAAAUAAAUUUAUUGUAAUCAAAUCAAA